UAUGGCGGCUGAGGCAUUUCCGGUGCGGUGGCCACCGGGAUUCGCACGCUGAAGGGCAACAGAGCGCGGCUGGCCCGGUGACCUGUCAGCAUCAGGAGGUACUUUUCGUGUGAGCUGGAGGUCAGAGGAAUAACUUGACCAUGUUCCUGACGAAUAUCCUCCUGCGGAAAGGCAUAGGUGGUGCCCAAUGGAUUGGCAAGUACAGACGGCCUCGGGAGGUCACAUGGUGCAUGAAGAACAAUAUGAUAAAGAGGCUGGAAAUAGAAGCAGAGACGGAGUAUUGGAUCAGCCGACCCUACAUGACCAAGGAUCAGGAGUUCCGGCAUGCCGCAGAGAGGAGGCACAGACGCUUCGAGGAGGUGAAGGCCCAAAAGCGGGCCAAAUUCCCUCCUCACAAAUACGUGGCUGACCAUUUAGAUCAUCUGAAUACUACCAAGAAAUGGACUAUCCUGUAACUGAGUUGUUCUCUGCACUUUGCAUUCUUGUGGAUAUUAAUAAAUGUAUUUCCUAAACCUGGCGAAUUAC
Molecule: messenger RNA, 525 nt
Organism: Rana temporaria (common frog)
Lineage: Eukaryota; Metazoa; Chordata; Amphibia; Anura; Ranidae
Product: ribosomal protein 63, mitochondrial-like
Exons: 2
Coding region: 141-455 (104 amino acids)
Biological process (GO): mitochondrial translation
Cellular component (GO): mitochondrial ribosome
Molecular function (GO): structural constituent of ribosome
Source: RefSeq, a predicted model, not a curated record